This is a messenger RNA of Penicilliopsis zonata CBS 506.65, 611 nucleotides long. RefSeq lists its product as hypothetical. The record is from RefSeq and is a predicted model, not a curated record. The transcript has 2 exons. Lineage: Eukaryota; Fungi; Ascomycota; Eurotiomycetes; Eurotiales; Aspergillaceae. The coding region runs from base 151 to 471 and encodes 106 amino acids.
UCAGAUUUCAUCUUCAAUCGACCCUGACAGCCGCGACAAACAGCAUCCUAAGCUACCCAGCACCUACGCAGAUAGCUACAGAUUCAAUUAGUUGAUCAUUAUUAUACUUUUUGGAAAGUGAGAAGACAAAAAAACAAAGAACAAAAAAAAAUGUCCCUCCCACUCACAGCCAUCGCCUCCCUGCGCGCAACAUAUAACCCGUUCUCGCCCCUCUCGCGAUCAUGCCGGAUCUUCGUCUCGUUGAUUCGCACCCCCUUGACCGUCCCCGCGGCGAGCGAGGUCCACAUCGACGUCCAGGUGACGCAGCUGCCGCGGCAUUCGACGCAGUUGCCAGAGAUGACGAUCGGGUUCAAGGGAGGCAAAGAGCUGAAGCUCGAGGUUGGGAAACGCCAGAUGAAGAUUGGGGAUGUGGUGGAGGAGGUGGCGAGGAUAGGGCGAGUGAUUGAGCGGGAGCAGGCUCUUAAAGGAUAGAUUAGGGGGGGGGGGGGCUUUUCUUACUCUUUUCUAUCGGUUUUUCUUCCAAAGGCAUAUAUGUACAGUAUGUAUAGCGAAUUAUUGAUUUCAAUUACAAUUGAAAUGAUCCCGUUGCUUGAUUGAUGUUUUUUGUCGUA